Molecule: messenger RNA, 1523 nt
Organism: Ixodes scapularis (black-legged tick)
Lineage: Eukaryota; Metazoa; Arthropoda; Arachnida; Ixodida; Ixodidae
Product: protein shisa-2 homolog
Exons: 7
Coding region: 247-1068 (273 amino acids)
Source: RefSeq, a predicted model, not a curated record
GAAGCGAAGGGCAGGCCGACGCGCAGAAAGACUGCCGUCGCUCCGAAGAACGGAUGCCGCGGUCCGAACCCUGCGCGCGGAUUAAGAGAGACGCAGAGGCCUUGGCGAAGGGAACGCGGGAACGCCGAGGCAUUUGGCUGGUCGUCGCCGCAAUGAGGAGCGAGGAAUACCCGGCUUACGGUUGCUGCUGCUGCUGCUGCAGCCGGGCUCCAUGAGAGAAAGCGUCUCUGCGGUGGUCACACAGCGAUGGAAGUUCCGGUGCUGUCUAAAGAAGGCCACAAAGUGCUGAGCAGCGAGUACUGCUAUGGGUACACGGACAAGUUUGGCAAGUGGAACAACGGGUUCCCGUGUCCUCCUCAGAGCAGUGGCGAGCCCGUGUACUGUUGCGGCACCGCGACCGAGCCCUACUGCUGCCGUAAGAAGGACGAUGACCCGCCGAUGCCCGUGCACGACCAGACUCUGCUGCUCGGCGUGGCCCUGGGCACGUUGCUGGUGGUCGUGCUCCUCGCGCUGGGGGCCUGUCUGGUCUGCCGCCGGAGACUCCUCCGCAAGAACAGGCACCAGGCCAUCAACGGAGCGGUGCCCGAUGUGCGUCCGCUCGCAGGGCCCCUGUACAGGAUGCAGUGCGGCAGCAGCAGCGCCAACACCUACUCGUUCUCGGGACACGAGAGCGGCGCCACCACGCCCGGGCUCCCCCAGGGCACCCCGGGAGACCACGGCGCUCUCCCGGGCCACUUCUCCGAACUCGAGCCCCCACCGCCACCGCCCAGGAACCUGUCCAGCUUCAACGGCCUGCUCACGCCUUGUCCAGCUGGUGGGCUCCACUACAACGGUCCAAUGCCUCACAUGGAGCCUCCCCCUCCUUACCAAGUUGAAAGCCCUCACUCCACGUUACUCCUUGGGACCAUACCAACAGGCACUUCUGAGUUCAAUCAGCCCAGUUUUGCCACACUGCACGUCUCUGAGCAGCGGUCUUCAGCUCCGGCACGUUCCCAGCAAGCACAAAGGCUGCCCCAGCAGCAACAAAUGGGGGUGCGGGACCCACUUUACUGGUGCACUAAGUUUUGAUCUAGACAGAGGACAGUGUGCGUGAAGAACUGCGGUGCAAGGCUCUUCUUGCUGGAAGGUGUGCUUUCACCGACAUCCAUCGCAUGUGUGCCAAAGGAUCCAGACAAUAUGUGCAAGUGACACAAAAGUUGCGUUCGUACUGCCACUGCUCAGGCACAAGGUCAUUCAUCAUUGUCUAUACUAAUGUGCGAUUGUAACAUUAUAUUUUAUAUAAAAGCUGUCUUCUGGCAUGAAGCCUCUACUACACAUAGUUUUUGGAGACUUGAUUUUCUUUAGAAAGGAACAGCAAGGUCAAAAAAGAAGUAAAGCCUUUUCAGUAUACAACAAGUAUAGAGUAUUACAUGAUUUACUUCAGUGCGGGAAUUUCAGAAGCUGUGCUAAUCUCUAAUCUUUGAAUUGAUUAAAGUAUACUUGGUUGCGGCAUUACAAGAGCAAUAAACGGUACUGCAUAUCAA